Molecule: messenger RNA, 489 nt
Organism: Capsicum annuum
Lineage: Eukaryota; Viridiplantae; Streptophyta; Magnoliopsida; Solanales; Solanaceae
Exons: 2
Coding region: 1-489 (162 amino acids)
Source: RefSeq, a predicted model, not a curated record
AUGGCAGAACAGGAAGAGGCUGACAGACUGGCAGCCUUGGCCAGGGCUCAGGUGAACGUACAAAGCCAGGGUCAACAAGUACGUCACCCAAACCAUGAUGAUGAAGACUUUGGUGAUAAGGAAUUGUUGAAUCCUCAAAACCCAAGGAGUGGUAAGAUCUCACCUGGCCUUUCUAUAGGCAAAUCUGUAGAUGGUGAGGUGGUUGUUGAUAAAUCCAAAGAAAGCAAACUAGUGGAGCCUAAGAAGCUGGAUAGUUCUAUUGAUGCUUUGGAGAGAGAAAAAACAGAAGAAAGAGGAGUGGUGUUGAAAUCUAUCCCGAGACCACCACCUCCCUUUCCUCAACGAUUUAAGAAGAAAUCCUAUAAUGCCAAAUUCAGCAAAUUCAUGGAAAUGCUCAAGCAAUUAGCAAUAAAUAUGCCCCUGGUUGAAGCACUUGAGCAAAUGCCAGGAUAUGCAAAAUUCAUAAAAGACCUUAUGACUAAGAAAUGA